UCUGCGUCCCAUACACAAACAUCACAUUUUCGUCCUCUUUCUUUGGUUCUUAUCUUAUUAUUUAACACUCUUCGCUACCGGAAACUUUUCUAGACACGGAACGUAUUCAUAGUGUUGUGUCACGAAGCUUAUUUACGCAGAAGACAGAUGUUUUUAAAGUGGUAUGCGCAACGUUUCAUCUCAGCUGGGCUUGUUUCCAUAGAAACGGGUGAUGUAGAUCUUUUGUAGAGAAAAGCUGAUCACACCUCCUGUAGAGCGAUGUCUCAGUUUUCCGCCGAGGAUGAGGCAGAGCUCCAGUGCCUGCUGCGAGAACUCCUGAAAAGUGUCAAAGACAAAAUCUCAGGAGCACCUUCCGUGGAAUGUGCUGAGGAAAUCUUGCUUCACUUGGAGGAAACAGACAAGAACUUUCACAACUAUGAGUUUGUGAAGUGUCUGCGGGAGUAUGUGGAGAGCAGCUUGGGAGCUGUUAUUGAAGAGGAAACUGAGAAUUUUACCAAGGGUGGAGGUCAUGCUAUUGGGUCGGGGCAGGACACCCUGGUUCAUGCUGUUACAAAAAAGACACGGGAAUCUACACAGUGUAAACAGAUGAUGCAGAUGCUAAAACAGACCAUGAUGGUGGUUGUGGAAUCACUGAUCAAUAAAUUUGAGGAAGAUCAGCUGAAGAAAGAGGAAAUGCACAGGAAGAGCCAACAUGAGCAGUCAAGCGGCCAUUACACUGACAACUGCUCUGACAGUGACUCUUCGUUCAAUCAGAGCUAUGCAUUUAUCAAGCAUGAACAACUACAAGUCAUUGCUGAGAAGCUUGACCCCAGUCGACCACGGGAGGUGCGAUGGGAAGCUUUGCAGUCUCUCUGCUAUGCCCCUCCCUCUGAUGUUCUGAGCUGUGAAAUCUGGACUGGUCUUCGCAGAAACCUCACCAAUGCGCUCACUGACCCCGACCCUGAGCUCAGUGAUAAGGUCCUUCGCUUCUUUGCAAAAACAUUUUCUUCUUCUCCAUUAAAUGUGACGAAGGAUAUCUACACCAGCAUAGCAAAAAGCUUGGAGGCUCAUUUUCUGUACCACAAGUUGAAUUUCCCCAGUGGUUCUACAGGUAUUGAUGCAAACAGACCAGAUCUCGCCCGUCUUCUCAAACAAAUGAGAUUAAUCAACGACUUUCAAAAAGAGGUGACAACAUUUUGGAUACGGCACCCUGAGAAGUACAUGGAGGAAAUCAUCGAGAGCACCCUCUCUCUUCUCGCUCUACAUUCUGAACACGGCACAGAGAAAUCCCUAGAGCCAAUACACUUAAUCUCUCUACUGGAUAUCAAAGCCACCUGGUUUAAGAAAUGGAUGCACGGCUACUACAGCAGAACCGUUGUCUUAAGGCUUCUUGAGAGGAAAUACAAGUCUUUGAUUGUUAAUGCUGUUCAACAGUGCAUUUAUUACUUUGAUUCCUGUGAUUCCAUAAGAGAGGGAACCUUGGAAAUUAUCCACAGCCUGGCACAUCAACAGAUUGGCCCUGUUCAGAGAACCCAAUACAGUUCCAAAGAGUUGGAGUUUGUUUAUUUUGUUCAUUCGCUGUGCGUGCUCGGGAGGCUUGUGAUGUACACUAAUGGAAGGAAACUUUUCCCAAUUAAAGUGAAGAAACGAAGAGAUCCGGUAACUUUGACUGACCUAGUUGUGAUUCUAAUCAGCAUCAUGUACCAACACCCAAAACCAUCCUGUGGCGAGACAACGCAUACAGACUCCCUCUCCCCCACCAAUCUUGUGAUGGAGGUGUUGAGGACUCUGUGUGACCGUACUGAGUGUGCUGUGGAGUGUCUCUACCAAAUCCCAGUUAUAGAGACUCUGCUGGCUCCCAUUAUCACCCUGCUGAAAGGAAAGCUGCCCAAAUUAAAUUCCCUAGAAUGUGCCCUGACUCACAUAGCAGACAUCCUGGCGAGAAUCGCUACCUCUGAACAAGGUUUAUCACUCCUGCUUUAUGACAGAAAUCUCGUCUGGGCCGAGGGUGAAAGUAUUUCAGCAACACACGUGAUUGUGCAGUUUACCCAGAGGCUGUUGGCUAAAGAGCUGCAUGUGUUCUCUGAGCUGGAGAUUUCUUCUGCUCUUAGUGGGGCGUUCAUCUUUGUCUGUCGCCAGAUGUACAACACCUGUGAGGGGCUGCAGGUUCUGUGGCCUUACAGCCUGCACGAGUGCAUCGCUAAAGCCUGGAGAAAGACCAGCUCACUGUCGGAGAGAGUUCCCACCCCUGUUCCUGGAGCUCCCCCAGCACUGGCCUCCCAGGAGCUGCAGAAUGCGGUGGCCUGGGAGGAGAUGCUGUUAGACAACCUGCUGAAUUUUGCCGCCACACCUAAAGGACUGCUGCUCCUUCAGCAAACUGGAGCCAUUAAUGAGUGUGUCACCUACAUGUUCUCAAGAUUCACCAAAAAGCUACAGGUGAGCAGAUGUGAGAAAUUUGGGUAUGGUGUGAUGGUGACCCAAGUUGCUGCUACAGCCCCAGGCAUUGUGGCCUUGCAAAACUCAGGCUUUGUCCAGGCUAUUGUGGUAGAGUUGUGGUCAGCACUGGAAUGUGGCCGAGAGGACGUAAGAGUGGUCCAUCCGAAAUCAACUCCAAUGGACCCCAUUGAUAGAAGCUGCCUCAAGUCCUUCCUGUCACUAGUGAACAUACUCUCUUCACCUCACGCUGUUUGGGAGCUGCUGGCACAUCAAGCACUUCCGAACAAGACCGAGUACAACUUGAGAGAGAUGGCCACCUCAGUUUUUGACCUGAUGGACCGCCUCAUCAUUAUUAACUCUGAGGCAAAGAUUCACUCCCUUUUCAACUAUGAGCAGUCCCACACAUUUGGGCUCAGGCUCUUAAGUGUGCUGUGCUGCAACCUGGAUACUUAUCUUUUGCUGGAGUCUCAGUAUAACCUCUGUGAGUUACUGCUUCAGAGUCAGAGAGACAAUGUCACAGAGCCAUCCACAGGUGAAGGGGAAUUCAUUAUUGAUGGUCUGUCUGUGGAAAGAAACCACAUCCUGGUUCGAAUUGGUGCAGUUGGUGGCCCGUCAGAGAGGACAUUACCUCCCCGAGCUCUGCAGAAGGGGAAUGACCCUUACCCAUGGCCAAUGGUGUCCACAUACCCUCUGCCAAAGUAUUACAUUAUUGACAUGCCCAAGACUUUCUGCACAAAACAGGAGUCAGAGAUCUGUGCAUUCUUGGCCUCUUCUAAAGAAACUGAGAGGGAUGCUAGCUGGAUGGAUGACUGCAGGAGACAGUUCUGCAAGACCAUGACUACAAACACUCUCAAUGGAUAUGUACUCGCUGAUCUGUUGGAGAGGGUCGUGUUGCAUCUUUCAUCUUCACCCAACGACUGCUUCUUUCCACCUGCUGAAUAUAAAGUUGUAGACCACAGUGUAAAGACUCGAAGCCUGACGUCUGUGGAACAGUUAGGUGUGGGGAUAUCCCUCAGGUAUGGCAAGUUCCUGAAGUUAUUGAGAGAGGAUUCCGAGCAGGAUCUGUGUCUUCUACUCAAGCACUGUCAUGAGUUUCUUUCUCAGCAACGAGUCAAUGUCAACUCUGAACUCUCUCAUUUUAAGAGUGGUUAUCCUGGUCAAGACUGGUUUGCCUCCACAGUUUUCCUGCUCAUGCACGGUGACUUAGGCCGCUCACUCAGUCUGCUCUUGCGAUUCUCCCGUCUGCUUCCGUCUGCCUUCCUGUGGCUUCCAAGACUGCACAGCUCUGUGCACCUUCCUAUAGAGAUUGCCAAGUCAGGCAUUCAUCCAGUCUACUCUUGCACAGCUCAUUAUGUUGAGAUGUUGCUCAAAGCUGAGGUUCCCCUGGUCUUCUCUGCCUUCAGGAUGUCUGGCUUCACUCCCUCUCAGAUUUGCAUUCAGUGGCUGGGCCAGUGUUUCUGGAACUACCUGGACUGGCCUGAGAUCUGUCACUAUGUAGCCACAUGCGUCAUCAUGGGACCAGAUUACCAGGUUUACAUGUGCAUUGCUGCCCUGGGACACUUGCAGCAGGAUAUCCUGCAACACACUCAGACACAGGACCUGCAAGUCUUUCUUAAGGAGGAACCGAUCCAUGGCUUCAGGGUAAGUAAUUACCUGGAGUACAUGAAGGGGCUGGAGCAUAACUACAGAUCCAUGGUGCUCUCGGACAUGAGGAGCAUCUUACCGAGGAGCAGCUUGUAGGAAAUAGAAUGCUGAAGAUCAGCAGGGACUUUCCAAUGCAGCAGUGGAAAACCAUUUUUUCCUCAUUGCUUGUUCCAAACCCAUAUGAAUUAACUUCUUCCAUAGUCCACAAAAUAAACUGUUAUGCAAAAUGUUAGGGGUUGAUAGUCUCAGUCAUCAUUCGCUGUUACUGCAUAAUUUGUCAAUGCGAUGAAUGGUGAACGAGACUGGCCAUGCUGCCUCACAUCUCCUUUUGUAAUCCACAGAUGAAAAAAAAAAUUAUAUGGGUUUGGAUUGUAUACCUCUUUAUACAGUGCAUACCAUUGUACAAACUAUAAGUCUGUCCUUCACUAGGCUGGUAUAAACCCAUCAUUCCCACCAAAAAUAUGGGGAUACAGUAUAAAGUAUAGGAAACAAGUAAUUGCAGUAAUUCUGUAAGACUGAUGCUCAGGAAAUGGAGUUUAACCGAACUUUCUACAUAAGCAUUAUCAAAACACAUUAAGACAUAUGUACAAAGUCAUAUGAACCUUAAAUGAAGAAUCUAUUGAGUUCAUAGCAUGUUUUGCAGUCUCAAAUUAUUACAUGACAGCAGCAAAUAUGAAAAGUUUAAAGCUUUUGAUGUAUGAUUGCUGUCUUAGUAGACAAUCAAACAUGCAUCGUGAUGCAUGUUUGAUCUUAAAAGUCAACACUUAAGUGUGUCAUGAAUCAUAGGCCUUUGACGCAGUAGUGCAUGUUCUUAAGGCCUAUAUUAACAUCUGCAGUCUCUUAUUUCCUUUCUAAGGAAGCUGUAUAGAGAGGCAGCAUCAGUUUGACAGGCUAUCAUUAGCACAUAGAUGCAAUCUCUCACCCCCGCCAUCUGUAACUCACACAGUGAAUAAUGAAUUAGAUCAUUAGAGAGGUGUCUUUUUUCUUUGCAACAACUGCUAAAUAAUACAUAGUGUUUAUGCAGUAUGAGGCAGGACCAGUUAUAAUUUUAUGCUGUGAAAAAUUCCUUCCAAGUAUAUAUUUUUCAAUCUUUCUCUGGUGCAUUUUAAGUCCCCAUGCAUGCUUUUGAUUUGUGAAUAUUCAUAUUAACAUACUGCAUUAAACUCAGUUGUGCAUCAUCAGUUGAUUUAAUUGUUGUGCAGUCUAAACAAUCUGUUUGCAUUAAUCAGGUUAAUUAUUUAAUAACUCAUUGUUAGCCAACAGUCUUUCGAAAAAUCCUGAACUGUUGUCUUGUGUACGCUUGUUGCAAAUUGACAGAUGUAACCUUUUUGUGAAAUGGAUUUUGAUGAUGUAUCAAAUAGACCAAAAUGGCAGGAUAAUUAGAAAAGGCUAAUUAUUGAUAAUUAAACUGAUUA
Messenger RNA from Xyrauchen texanus (razorback sucker), 5474 nucleotides. RefSeq names its product protein broad-minded. The coding region runs from base 259 to 4155 and encodes 1298 amino acids. The transcript is spliced from 34 exons. The record is from RefSeq and is a predicted model, not a curated record. Lineage: Eukaryota; Metazoa; Chordata; Actinopteri; Cypriniformes; Catostomidae. Gene Ontology annotation, biological process: non-motile cilium assembly.